CAAACAAAUACCAUAUCUUAACCGGUUCCUUAAUACUCGCGGCCAAGUCUUUCCUUAAUCAAGUUUGGCGGUGCAGUUACAAACCUUUAUAAACACAGACCUCAGCAGCCCACUUUCAAUAUUCAAGAUUCGUACGAUCUCCGUCUCCGUGCCUCUUCGAGUAAAGUUUUUCUUGAGAAAAUCUCUAGAUUCUGUUAUCACAAGAUGACAAUGCAAAUAUUCGUUAAAACCUUGACUGGAAAGACCAUCACUCUCGAGGUUGAGAGUUCUGAUACUGUUGAUAAUGUUAAAGCCAAGAUUCAAGACAAGGAGGGGAUACCUCCAGAUCAGCAGAGACUGAUCUUCGCUGGUAAGCAGCUUGAAGAUGGAAGAACCCUUGCUGACUACAACAUCCAGAAGGAAUCUACACUGCAUCUCGUUCUACGUCUCCGUGGUGGUAUGCAGAUCUUCGUGAAAACUUUAACUGGCAAGACAAUCACUCUCGAGGUUGAGAGCUCUGACACCAUCGACAAUGUGAAGGCAAAAAUUCAAGACAAGGAGGGAAUUGCUCCAGACCAACAGCGUUUGAUUUUUGCUGGAAAACAACUUGAAGAUGGCAGGACAUUGGCUGAUUACAACAUUCAGAAAGAAUCCACCUUGCACUUGGUUCUUCGACUAAGAGGUGGAAUGCAGAUUUUUGUCAAAACAUUAACAGGGAAAACUAUUACACUUGAGGUUGAGAGCUCUGACACCAUCGACAAUGUGAAGGCCAAGAUCCAAGACAAGGAGGGAAUUCCUCCAGAUCAGCAGAGAUUAAUUUUUGCUGGGAAACAGCUUGAGGAUGGUCGAACACUAGCUGAUUACAAUAUCCAAAAGGAAUCCACCCUGCACCUGGUUCUUCGUCUGAGGGGAGGGAUGCAAAUCUUUGUCAAGACUCUUACAGGCAAAACUAUCACCCUUGAGGUUGAGAGCUCUGACACCAUCGACAAUGUGAAGGCCAAGAUCCAAGACAAGGAGGGAAUUCCUCCAGACCAGCAGAGAUUAAUUUUUGCUGGGAAACAGCUUGAAGAUGGUCGAACACUCGCUGAUUACAAUAUUCAGAAGGAGUCAACACUUCACUUGGUUCUUCGUCUACGCGGUGGUAUGCAGAUUUUCGUGAAGACACUUACUGGAAAGACAAUUACAUUGGAGGUAGAGAGUUCUGAUACAAUCGAUAACGUGAAAGCUAAGAUCCAAGACAAGGAGGGGAUUCCUCCAGACCAGCAAAGGUUAAUCUUUGCAGGCAAGCAGUUGGAAGACGGGAGAACCUUAGCUGAUUACAAUAUCCAAAAGGAGUCCACCCUGCACUUGGUUCUCCGUCUACGUGGUGGUAUGCAGAUCUUUGUCAAGACUCUUACUGGGAAGACAAUUACAUUGGAGGUUGAGAGUUCCGACACCAUUGAUAAUGUCAAGGCAAAGAUCCAAGACAAGGAGGGGAUUCCUCCUGAUCAACAGAGAUUGAUUUUUGCUGGGAAGCAACUGGAAGAUGGGCGAACCCUUGCUGAUUACAAUAUCCAGAAGGAAUCCACCCUGCACUUGGUUCUUCGACUGAGGGGAGGAAUGCAGAUCUUUGUCAAGACUCUUACUGGCAAAACUAUCACACUUGAGGUCGAGAGUUCUGACACCAUCGAUAAUGUGAAGGCAAAGAUUCAAGACAAGGAGGGGAUUCCUCCAGAUCAACAGAGAUUGAUUUUUGCUGGGAAGCAACUGGAAGAUGGGCGAACCCUUGCUGAUUACAAUAUCCAGAAGGAAUCCACCCUACACUUGGUUCUCCGUCUGAGGGGAGGAAUGCAGAUCUUUGUCUAGACUCUUACUGGCAAAACUAUCACCCUAGAGGUCGAGAGUUCUGACACCAUUGAUAAUGUGAAGGCUAAAAUCCAAGACAAGGAGGGGAUUCCUCCAGACCAGCAAAGGUUGAUCUUUGCAGGGAAGCAGUUAGAAGAUGGAAGGACUCUUGCAGAUUACAACAUUCAGAAGGAGUCCACUCUUCAUCUUGUCCUUCGUCUCCGCGGUGGCGAUAAUUGAAAUGUCCCUUUGUGUCUGUCUGAUGGCUUGCCAAACCAUGAUACUCUUUCUUUUAGAUUGUUCUGUUUUUAAACAUGGUGGUGACUAGUAGUAUCGAUUUUUUAUGAUUCUGUUUAGGCUCUAUUAUGUUCUGCCUUACGGUACCUCGGGCCAUCUUGGUAUUUUGGUAUUCUGCUAGUGAUGUCUAUUUUAGAUCUUUUAUAUUAAAUUUGAAGUUGUGUUAGAAG
Molecule: messenger RNA, 2270 nt
Organism: Papaver somniferum (opium poppy)
Lineage: Eukaryota; Viridiplantae; Streptophyta; Magnoliopsida; Ranunculales; Papaveraceae
Product: polyubiquitin-like
Exons: 2
Coding region: 205-1824 (539 amino acids)
Biological process (GO): protein ubiquitination; modification-dependent protein catabolic process
Cellular component (GO): nucleus; cytoplasm
Molecular function (GO): ubiquitin protein ligase binding; protein tag activity
Source: RefSeq, a predicted model, not a curated record